This is a messenger RNA of Xenia sp. Carnegie-2017, 498 nucleotides long. Its product is annotated as small integral membrane protein 15-like. NCBI's taxonomy places the organism in Eukaryota, Metazoa, Cnidaria, Anthozoa, Malacalcyonacea, Xeniidae. The record is from RefSeq and is a predicted model, not a curated record. The coding region runs from base 9 to 275 and encodes 88 amino acids. The transcript has 3 exons.
UAGCAAAGAUGGCGGACGGUAUGAGUGGAAAUUUGACGUGGAAGGAAAAUUUUGACAUUUAUCUUCGAAAGUUUGUGAUAUACGUCGGCAAAAAUCCACGCGAAUUUGUUAGCUAUGUUGUCGUCAUUUUAUCUCCAAUGAUGCUUAUAUGUGGGUAUCUUUCCUGGAAACUUAUUCAGCUUACAAAUCAAGAGGAGAAAGAAAAAAAGCGCAAAGGAAAGAUUAAUUCCAACAUCGCCAAGAUACGUAGAAAGAAAAAGGCGAAACCGGAAUGACUUAUCAAGAUUUUAAAAUCAGCGCUACUCAAAUUUAUGAUUAGCGUUCAAUAAUAUACACAGAAAUCAUCACCGAUGUAACAUUUUUGCUGUAUAAAAUCUCAAUGAACAGACAACUAAUUGCAGCUUUACUAGAACAUUCAUCUCUGUAUAGUCAAAGGAACAUAGAAGAUAAGUAUGAACAUUUAAAUUGAAUAUAAUCGCUUUUUUAUGUUUAUUUUGA